Molecule: messenger RNA, 3474 nt
Organism: Alligator mississippiensis (American alligator)
Lineage: Eukaryota; Metazoa; Chordata; Crocodylia; Alligatoridae
Gene: PROKR1
Product: prokineticin receptor 1
Exons: 3
Coding region: 790-2151 (453 amino acids)
Biological process (GO): neuropeptide signaling pathway
Cellular component (GO): membrane
Molecular function (GO): neuropeptide Y receptor activity
Source: RefSeq, a predicted model, not a curated record
CUUGGUUUUAGGAGCUUUUGUGGAAAAGAUGGCCAGGCCCUUUCCUGUCUCUGGCUAUUGCUAGCUGCUGGCUUGUUCUCAGAGCUUUUGGGGGCAAGUUGGCCACACCCCUUCCUGUCUUGGGCUGCUGCUGCUGUUGGUGCUGCCCCCCCUACAGGGGGGUCCUCUGCUGCAUGUCGCUGCCCCCUCAUUAGGGAUCAGCCCACUGCACUACACUGCACCCUAGCUUCUGCAUCCCUGUUUCAGCCUGCUGCCCAGCCCACCACCAAGCCGCAGUCAGAGGACAGCCUGGGAAGGGAGCCUGCACUGCCUGUGGGCCCCUCCCCCACCAUCACUGCCGGAGCCUAAAGGUGCCUUGUCUGCCCCAGUUGCCUUGGCAGGCCACCCCCCAACUUCACCUCCACUUUCACCUGAAGCACACCCUGAGUGGCUGAACUAGAUGGCUGCUACCACCACUGCUGCAGUUGCUGCUGCUGCUGCCACCUGUUCUGCUGCUGCCCCCUCUCAGGAGAGAGGGAGAUUCCCUGCUGUACCACUUUGCACCACUCAACACCACACCUGCACUGGAUUACUCCCUAACUGACUGAUUGCUCCUGCACUCCCCCACAGCUGCCUCACUGCAUCUGAUCCUGCUCUUUUCCUGCCUAUUGCCCUGCUGCUGAGUGCCUGGCUGGAGGCCUGAGGGGUUCCUGGACUGAUUUUUCAACAAACAAAGCCCCUCUACCACUCCAGCCAUCUCUUGCAUCUACUUCAGCAUCCUUCCCUGUGUGUUUUUGCCCUUGUGUGGUGAUGAAUGAAGCCAUUGCUCUACAGCUUCAUGGUAUCAAUGACAAGGUGAUUUGCUGUUUGGAGAAAGCAUCAAGUGAACUUCUCUACCAGCUCCUUCCCAAUACCCUGAGUGAUUACUACAUAGAACUCAAAGCUCAGAAGAGUCACUUGCAUAGAAACAGAAGAGGCAACACCAUGGGGCAAGAAGAACGUAACCCCAAUGCCACCCAGAAUAUCAACUUUGCUGCCAUCUACAACCUCCACAGGAGUGACUUUGCCUCCUUUCGAAAUUUGUCCUUCCCUUUCAAUUUCAGCUACAGUGAUUAUGACCUGCCCAUGGACGAUGAGGAUGACAUGACCAAAACCCGCACCUUCUUUGCAGCCAAGAUCGUGAUUGGGGUAGCUCUCAUUGGCAUCAUGUUGGUCUGUGGCAUCGGCAACUUCAUCUUCAUCGCUGCACUAGCUCGCUACAAGAAGUUGCGUAACCUUACUAACCUCCUCAUUGCCAACCUGGCGAUCUCUGACUUCAUCGUGGCCAUCGUCUGCUGCCCCUUUGAGAUGGAUUACUACGUGGUAAGGCAGCUGUCCUGGGAACAUGGCCACGUGCUCUGUGCCUCCGUCAAUUACCUGCGCACUGUCUCCCUUUAUGUCUCUACUAAUGCUCUUCUGGCCAUAGCCGUAGACAGGUAUCUGGCUAUCGUCCACCCACUGAAACCACGUAUGAAUUACCAAACAGCAACCUUUCUCAUAGCCUUGGUUUGGAUCGUCUCCAUACUCAUUGCUAUACCAUCUGCAUAUUUUGCUACUGAAAUUGUGUUAUUCACAGUAAAAAAUCAGAAGAAAUUUUUUUGCGGCCAAAUUUGGCCAGUUGACCAACAAAUGUAUUAUAAAUCCUACUUCCUUUUCAUCUUCGGUAUUGAGUUUGUUGGACCUGUGAUUACAAUGACCCUGUGUUAUGCCAGAAUCUCCCGAGAGCUUUGGUUUAAGACUGUACCAGGCUUUCAGACCGAACAGAUCAGGAAGAGGCUUCGCUGCAGAAGAAAAACUGUCAUGGUGCUCAUGUGCAUCCUAACAGCCUAUGUCCUCUGCUGGGCUCCUUUCUAUGGAUUCACAAUUGUCCGUGACUUUUUCCCCACGAUCUUUGUGAAACAGAAGCAUUAUCUCACAGCCUUUUACAUAGUUGAGUGCAUUGCCAUGAGCAACAGUAUGAUUAACACCAUGUGUUUUGUAACUGUCAAAAACAACACCAUGAAGUAUUUCAAGAAGAUUAUGUUACUCAGGUGGAGGUCCACCUAUAAUGGGAGCAAAUCCAGUGUAGAUCUAGACAGCAAAACCAAUGCAACACCAGUCACAGAAGAGGUUGACUGCAUAAGACUAAAGUAAUUGAAGUUUGGUUGUCGUGACAUGUGCAUCCCUGGGGGAGGGAGGUGGGGAGGUGAGUUAGUAUUUUACCUCAAAAAGCAUCUCUCCCAGUUUUUGUGUUGAUACCUACCACUGCAGAGAGCUCUGGAUGAGGAUUCAAUAGAUCACAGAUCUCUUUCCAACUACGUUGUUGAACAGAUGUAUGACCAUGUGCUGAUCAUAUUGACUCUGCCUCACCUUUCUCUUCUGCAAAACAGGGAUAACGAUACUGAUUUUCCUUUGUUAAAGCCCUUAAGAUUUAGGGACGGAAAGCUCCGUGGAAGAGCUGAGUGGUGUUAUCUGGGUGCAAGACUCUAUCUCAGAAAUGACAUCAACAAUUCUCCCCUUUUCUCCUUGCCUUAGGGACUGACCUUUUUUUCCUUCUCUGGAGGAAGACCCUUGGCUUGAAAGGUCUUUUUCUUCUCCCAUUUCCUUUUUGCAACCAAACAUACUACUUUGGUGACAAGAAACUCUAUGCUGCUGUAUAGCACUUUCUUACACACCCAAGUCCUAGAAAGCAAGUGACAUUUCAGCGUGUCAUUGUCUCCAUAGAAUGCUACCCUGUUCCCUGGCCAGUUUUCUAUACAGAUAUGAAUACUGCUUCUUAGUCUAGAAUAGACCCCAGAUCCUUUAGUGUGAUAACCUAUACAGAACUCUGGCUCCAUCCUUCUCGAAUUGUAUGGGAAAUAUUGCCAGUAAUUUACUAUUAUGUACCUGAAAAGAGAAUGUGCAUAAGGCCCAGGUAUCACCUAAGGGCCAGGCAUCAUAUAAAGUCCAUGUAUACCCCACAAACAUAUUAAAGUGGGACAAAUAAUGUGGAAACCUUAUGGUAGUCCUUUGUAUAGGGAGGGAAUUUUAGCUCUACAGUGGGCAUGACAGACUGAACAGGCUUUCAGUAGUCAUUGAUUUGCUGUUUGAUUUUCACUUGGUAUCCAUUUAAACCUAGAACAACUGUACAACAUAGCUCAGUGAAUAUUGCGUGAAUCUCCACUAAUUCCACCUCGCUUAUUCUGAUUAUGUGCCCCCCUAGGAUUGGUGUGUCUUUCAACUGAUAACUGUGUUUUAAACAGGUGGUAAUGUCAGUAAAGUAUGCUCAUUUAAGUCCACAAUUAUGAAAUUUGAUGAAUGUUCAUGUCCUAAAAUUGAGGCUUUUCUACUGCACUACCAAACGCUUCUCAUUUUUAAAUGUGUGAUACUGCCUGCUUUUGAAGUAAUUUACUUUUGUAAAUAAUUUGUUUCUUUGUAAAUUUAAAUUGAGCAGAAAUCCCUCUUAAUUAAUAAAAUGAUACGUGUGGGAACCUAAAA